UUCAGACGGCCAUUUAAUAGUGAUCUUUCAAUAUCUACUUCCUCAACGACAUCUGAUUGAUAAUAGAAGAAUAGUAUAUAGUUUGGGAGGUCAAGAUAAAUUUGAUGAUAUCACGGUCGUUGAAUCCAAGAUAAAUUGAGUCAACGAUAUAAUACAUGAUCAUAUUUGUUAUAGUUCAGUAGCUGUUGGUGAUUUCUCAAGUGAUAAUGAGAAAAGACAGUGAUGUCCUUAUUCUAGUGAAGUGUACAAAUUGUUUGUGUGAAUACAGACAUCAAAAUGAGUGAAAUUGAUUUAGCGGCUUUAGACGAUGGAAAGGAGCGUCAAGAUCCUAAAAUACUAACUUCUAUGCAAGAAAUAGAUUUGGCUAUAAAAGAAUGUGGAAUCGGCUGGUUCCAUGUGUUACUUAUGACGUCAUCGUUCGUUGGAUUGAUAGCUGGUGUUCUUGUGACAAACACAACACCAUACAUACUGCCAAUAGCUGAAUGCGAUUUAAAUAUGAAUUUAAUACAAAAAGGAUUAUUAAAUGCAAUGCCAUACAUAGGAAUGACUAUAGUAUCAAUAGUUGCCGGUUUCUUAACGGAUACUUUCGGUAGAAAGAUAUUUCUGGUGUAUGGUUUUGGUGGACUUUUUAUAUUCACAAUUAUCGGUGGAUCAAGUCAGAGCUAUGAGGUUUUGGUUAUAACUAAGUUUUUCGAAGGAAUUCUAUUUGCUAUAUCGUUUAGUCCGACUUUGACAAUAACAUCGGAAUUUUGCUACAAAGAGAUCAGAGAUCGAGUGGUGCUGUUCAGAUCUUCUUUUACGGCUUUUGCUCAGAUACUUGUUGCUGCGAUGUCUUGGGGAAUACUUACACACGAUUGGAAAUACAGCUUGUUCAAUGGAUAUAUCGAACUUCAUGUAUGGAAUUUCUAUAUCUACCUGAUGUCUCUAUGGGCGUUUUUUUCGUUCGUGCUGUACGCCAUUUUACCAGAAAGUCCCAGAUUUUACUUAACUCAAAAGAAGUAUAAUGAAGCGAGAAAAGUACUAAUUAAAAUGUAUACAAUGAACACGGGAAAAUCUGCUGAAACAUACAAGUACAUCGAUUUAUGGAAAGACAAAGAAAAAGAAAUAAUAGACGAGGAGCCUGAGAGAAAAAUAAUGGCCAGUUUCAAACAUCAAUUGAUUACUGGACUUCUUAACGUGAAGCCAAUGUUAAGAAAGCCAUUGCUUGGAUACCUGCUAUUGAUAUCUGGUUUGAAUUUCUUAAGCAUGGCUCUAUACAACGUAAUAAGACUGUGGUUUCCGCAGUUAUCGACUAUUGUGGAACAUUAUAGUAAUAUCGAUGGUGAGAACGAUUUAUGCGGUAUGCUGGAUUCCUAUACACAUGAUUUGAAAAUGAGGAGUGGUAAUACUUCUUUGUCUGAUGUCUGUGUGCCGACUCGCAGUGGCAACGAAACAUAUGUUAAUAGUAUUAUCUUAGGCUGUGUUUGCAUUAUACCGUUUGCGUUAAGCGGUAUUCUAGUAAACAAAGUUGGUAAGAAGAAUUUGUACGUGGCAGCAGGAUUUAUAUGCGUUUGUAUAACUUUAGCAAUAAGAUGGGCUGACUCCAAAGUUGCGGUGGUCGCACUGUUCUCCGUCGAUACCGCGAUAUCGCAAACUAUGAUUGGUUUAUUUCAGGCGUUAACCCUUGAAUUGUUUCCAACAACAAUAAGAACUCUUGCUAUCUCCGUUAUCAUGACUUUUGGUAGAAUUGGUACUCUUGUGGGCAAUGUGGCAUUCCCAGUCCUGCUCAAUAUGGGAUGUGUUGUACCAUUUUAUUCGCUUACAGGUGUUAUGAUAUGUGUAACGGUGAUGGCGCUGUUUUUACCGAAAUCAUGACGAAAGGAAAAAUUUUAUUAACUAAAUUGUGAUAUAUAAAUAAGGUUUAUUA
This is a messenger RNA of Papilio polytes (common Mormon), 1906 nucleotides long. Its product is annotated as synaptic vesicle glycoprotein 2B-like. Gene Ontology annotation, molecular function: transmembrane transporter activity. Gene Ontology annotation, biological process: transmembrane transport. Lineage: Eukaryota; Metazoa; Arthropoda; Insecta; Lepidoptera; Papilionidae. Gene Ontology annotation, cellular component: membrane. The record is from RefSeq and is a predicted model, not a curated record. The transcript has 10 exons. The coding region runs from base 277 to 1854 and encodes 525 amino acids.